GAUCAAAUAUCACACAACCUGCUGAUUCAUGUCAGACAUGUAAAUGCUCUGAAGAAAUGGACACAAGAUCACAGUUCUACAUAAUAAAGUGCCAACCAGUUGUGUGUGACACGACUUGCAGUAAAGGUUAUGAAUACAAAAUGAAAACAGGCCAGUGCUGUGGAGAGUGUGUGCCUAUCAAGUUAAAAUGUACCAUGAUGGGAAAUUUUGAUGCAAGUACAAAUACAGGUAACACAGGAGGCACAGGAAACACAGGAGGAUCAGGAAGCACAGGGGAUGCAGGAAACACAGGAGGCUCGGGAGUCACAGGAGGCACAAGUAAUGCAGGAAACUUGGGAGGCUCAGGAGUCACAGGAAACUUGGGAGGCUCAGGAGUCACAGGAAACGCAGGAGGCUCAGGAGUCACAGGAAACGCAGGAGGCUCAGGAGUCACAGGAAACGCAGGGGGCUCAGGAAUCACAGGAGGCUCAGGUUAUGCAGGAAACACUGGAGGCAUAGGAGACACUGGAGGCAUAAGAGACACUGGAAGCACAGGAGGCCCUGGAGAAACAGGAGGCUCUGGAGUCACAGGAAACUCAGGAGGCUCAGGAGUCACGGGAAAUUCUGGAGGCUCUGGAGUCACAGGAGGCUCAGGGAAUUCAGGAAACACUGGAGGCAUAGGAGACAACACAGGAGGCUCAGGAGGCUCGGGAGUCACAGGAAACUCAGGAGACUCAGGAGUCACAGGAAAUUCUGGAGGCUCUGGAGUCACAGGAGGCUCAGGGAAUUCAGGAAACACUGGAGGCAUAGGAGACAACACAGGAGGCUCAGGAGAAACAGGAGGCUCAGGAGUCACAGGAAACUCAGGAGACUCAGGAGUCACAGGAAAUUCAGGAGGCUCAGGAGACACAGGAAACACUGGUGGCAUAGGAGCAACUGGAAGCACAGGAGGCUCAGGAGGAUCAGGAGUCACAGGAAACUCAGGAGCCUCAGGAGUCACAGGAGGCACAGGAGGCUCAGGAGACACAGGAAACAUUGGAGGCACAGGGAACACUGGAGACACUGGAGGCACAGGAAGCUCAGGAGGCUCAGGAGAUACAGCAAACACAGGAAACACUGGAGGCACAGGAAGCACUACAGGCACAGGAGGCUCUGGAGGCACAGGAUACACAGGAAACACAGUAAUAGAUCUAGAGAUUGGAGAAAUAUUUCGCAUACCAAAUAACACUUGUGCCUAUUAUGAGUGCCGAGAAGAAAAUGGUGUUGCUGUCCUCACCAGGGUAGAGAAGGUUUGUCAACCACUGGAUGUCUCCAUAUGUGACAUGAGUACUCUUACAUAUGAUGAUGAAAAUUGCUGUAGGAUAUGCACACCUAAAACAGAGCUCAUAGUAACACCACCCCCAGAGGUCAUCGAAGACUGCAGUGUACGUAAGAAUGUCACAGUCCUGGAACAAGAUGACUGCAUACUGGAGGUAGAACUGUCUUACUGUGGAGGACCCUGCAUGGGAUCUUCAAUGUAUUCAAUGGUAUCCAAUGGUUUUGACCAGAAAUGCACAUGCUGUAAAGAGAUGGAGUUUGUAACAAAGAACGUGGACCUGCUAUGUGAGAAUGGGAGAAGCCAGAACUACAGCUACGUUGAUGUAUUGAGUUGUGGCUGUGCUGGAGCUGUUUGUACUCCUCAAGUAUAAAUCUUACUAUAUUAAUAACUAGUCCAUGGAAAUUGCAGCAAACAAAAAGUAUAUGCACUGCAGGUUCAGAUUCUUCUCAAAGACAAAGAGAAAAAAAAAUAGAGCACACAUACACGUAUACCUCUUGUUUUUUGUGAUUUUAGAAUAUUUGUAGUUUCUGAUCAAUCUGGGUAUGUUUAAUGAAGUAUAGAAUGUGUUGUUUAAUCUCAUGACUCUUAUAAGCUCAAAUAUAACAUAGUGCUUUACUAUUAAUUUUCAUGCUAUGUUUUUCUACUUUAGUACAAAUAAAUUUAAUCUGCAA
Xenopus laevis (African clawed frog) is the source of this 1968-nucleotide messenger RNA. RefSeq lists its product as uncharacterized. The transcript is spliced from 6 exons. The record is from RefSeq and is a predicted model, not a curated record. Bases 57 to 1667 code for a protein of 536 amino acids. NCBI's taxonomy places the organism in Eukaryota, Metazoa, Chordata, Amphibia, Anura, Pipidae.